UGUGAAAUAGCGUUAUUUAACGUCUGCUUCCACCGAGGUGAUAUCGCUGACUCCACCUUAAAUACAGUGUCAUAUGAGUUCGAGGAUACGCAUGGCUAAGCAAUGUUUUGACUUUAUCUAACGUCACUUUGCUUCAUAACAGUGCUGUGGUUGAAUUGUUCGUGUUUCAGAUUGACGUUAACCACAUAGAGUUUUUGACUAUAUCCGUGUUCAAACUGCAUACAGUAUUGUGGUUCAUUUGCACUGAGUUUAGACAGUGUCACAUCCAAUUUGGAAAAGAAACACCGACAGUUAAGAUGAAAUUUGAUGAAAUUAUAGAGAUUUUGGGAGAAUUUGGACCCUACCAGAAACGGCUAUAUUAUUUAGUAUGUCUUCCGGCCAUAUCUUGUGCCUUGCAAAUGUUGGUAACGGUUUUUACUCUGUCCAUUCCAGACCACAGGUGCCAUCUGUCGGAUCCAUACAAUGAUACGUCAUACCAACCACGUGACCUAUUACAUCAGUUAUACGUCAAUCAUUCUAUACCACGUGAUAGUGAUGGUAAAUGGUCAUCAUGUAAAAGAUAUGACGUCAACCUAACGAAAGUUACGACACGCACUGUAAUAGAUGUAAAUGCUACACGGACAAGUUGUGACAGAUGGGUUUACGAUACGUCAACGUUUGAAGAUACGUUUAUUACAGAGCAAAAUAUGAUCUGUGACGAUGCUUCAUUCCGUGCCCAUGCCAACAUGAUCAAUAUGGCUGGAUUACUGGUUGGUGCUUUUGGAUUUGGAAUUCUGUCUGAUGUAAUUGGAAGAAAGUUUGGUAUGUUGGCAUCUGUAUCAUUACAUAUUGUUGGGUCGAUAGCAACAGCCUUCUCGCCUAAUUUUACCGUCUUUGUCAUCUGUCGGUUCUUCACUGGUGCUUCAAAUGCUGGUGCCUUUAUGUCAGCUUUUGUACUGGGAUUGGAACUGGUAGGACCAUCUAAAAGAAAAUUUGCUGGAAUAGUUAUGGAGUUCUUUUGGUGUAUUGGAUUGUUUAUUCUGGCUAUCACGGCCUUUUUUAUACGAGAUUGGAGUACUCUACAGCUGGCUAUAUCAGUUCCAUCUGUUCUCUUGUUGGCCAUAUUUUGGUUUAUCCCAGAAUCUCCCAGGUGGCUAGUCGCACACGAUAAGACGGAGAAAGCUGAAAAGAUUCUUCGUAAAGCUGCGGAAGUGAAUAAAGUGGAACUUCCGGUUAAAUUGUUUGAUAAAGAUACUCAAGAUUCUGGACCGCAGGCUAAAGUUUAUGAAAUGUUUACAUCCCCAGUUUUACUUAUUAGAUCUUUAAUCAUCUUCUUUAACUGGAUGGUUGUGAGCAUGGUGUACUAUGGUUUAGGAUUAAAUGUUGGUAAUCUAGGUGGCGACAUCUACGUCAAUUUUACCAUCGCCAAUAUCGUAGAAACUGCUGCGUACAUUCUGUGUUUGAUUCUGCUGGAUAGAUGGGGUAGAAAAGCUCUACAUUGUACGAGUAUGUUACUAGGUGGAAUAGCCUGUAUAUUAACAAUAUUCCCCGUUUUAUACCUUGAUAAAUCAUAUGAGUGGAUCACAAUAACUUUAUCGAUGGUUGGGAAGCUUGGUGCAUCGGCUGCUUUCGCCAUUAUUUACGUCUUUGCCGCAGAACUGUUCCCUACCAUAACCCGAAACUCCGCAAUGGGAUUUAGUUCCUUCUGUGCUCGUGUUGGUGGAAUGAUAUCACCGUAUAUCGCGGAUUUGGGAACUCUUGUUAAGGGUGAUAUUGGUACUGCUCUACCACUGUUGGUAUUUGGUGGAGCUUCUGUAGCUGCUGGUCUCUUAUCUCUUUUACUACCAGAAACAUUGAACCAGACUUUACCAGAGACUAUUGAAGAUGCUAAACAAUUUGGAAGGAAAAACAAAAAGUCGAAAUAUCAUAUGAACACAACUGAAGAAGAACCUAGAGGAGGAAAAUAUGAACUGAAAGAGAAGUUUUAGUUCUUGCUCAGAACAUUUUAACAGAUGUUUUAGACCUUGAACAGAACAUUUUAUCUAUUUUUAUUAUUUAUUUGAUAGUUCAAAAUAUCCAUAUAUUAUGUUUAUA
Messenger RNA from Patella vulgata (common limpet), 2073 nucleotides. Its product is annotated as organic cation transporter protein-like. Gene Ontology annotation, molecular function: transmembrane transporter activity. Gene Ontology annotation, biological process: transmembrane transport. Lineage: Eukaryota; Metazoa; Mollusca; Gastropoda; Patellidae. The record is from RefSeq and is a predicted model, not a curated record. The transcript has 10 exons. Gene Ontology annotation, cellular component: membrane. The coding region runs from base 297 to 1967 and encodes 556 amino acids.